Centropristis striata (black sea bass) is the source of this 2851-nucleotide messenger RNA. It is a transcript of the gene entrep1, whose product is annotated as family with sequence similarity 189 member A2. Bases 461 to 2503 code for a protein of 680 amino acids. Gene Ontology annotation, cellular component: membrane. The record is from RefSeq and is a predicted model, not a curated record. The transcript has 11 exons. Lineage: Eukaryota; Metazoa; Chordata; Actinopteri; Perciformes; Serranidae.
UAUUUGGGGGGUGGUGUGGUGGGUUGGGGGUGCCCUCCUUCUAUCCAAGCCCCUGCCCCCUUCUCCAGUCUGCGCAUGCGCCUGAUACAAACUGACCCCUCCUUGCAUAGUAAACAAACGUGAACGCCUGUAACUAAUAAGAUACAUGUGUGUAACGCUCUGUAAGGCCUUGAGUGUACAUUUUAUUACAGGAUAGUAUAUGUAGAGGAUUUAAAAAGCACCGUGUCCUGGUUCCAUGCUCCACCUGGCCCCGGGCCCCUCCCCCGUCCUCACUUUUCUCAACCCGCUGCCAAAAUAUGUGAAAGUCAAUCCAAGCCUGGCUCUGAGCAUGUUAUUUAAAACUUGACUCCAUCAUGGCUGGGGCAGCGCGCGGCGAGGAUCCAGCCUUUAAUCCGUGAAAAACGACGCUUCCGUGGAGAAACAUAGUGAAUCUGUCUGUCUCCUGCUCGUCGAGCCUCAGAUGUCUCUCCCGGUGGUGCUGCCCGGGUCCUGCUGUCCGGUGAUCGGGGCUUCGCAGCUCGUCGAGCCGUCCUACCGGAACCGAUCCCGGGGCUUGUCCGCCUCUUCCCGGCUCGCCGGCGGCGGCUCCAGGCUGCUGCUGCCCGGGCGGCCGCUGCUGUCCCUGGGCUUACUGCAGCUGCUGCUCGGCGGCUCCAUGGUGGCGCUGUGCUUCGGAGCUCUGUCCCUCAGCAACUCGCCCCCCAUCAGGAACUCCUGUCCCUUCUGGGCUGGCUCCUCGGUCAUUCUGUCAGGCAUUGUCGGCCUCACAACAUGGAGGAGGCCCAUGCUGUUACUGGUCAAUGUGUUUGUCCUGCUGUCUGUGGUGUGUGUGCUCCUUAAUCUGGCUGGAUUCAUCCUGUGCUGCCAGGGAGCCCAGCUGGUUUCCAGUAUGACCAGCUGCCAACUGAGUGAGGCAGGAGAUGUGUGUUACUGCUGCCCCCUCUCCCCCAGCUCCAAAUGUCCCGAGGAGAAGCUGCUGGAGCUCCACCCUGCUCACUCCUGCAACACCAUGAGGAUCCUUCUUAAGAAAGUGUUGUUUGCACUGUGUGCUCUGAACGCUCUGACCACAGCUGUGUGUCUGAUGGCUGCUGCACUGAGAUACCUGCAGAUCUUUACUGCCAGAACACCGUGCACGGACGAGCACAGGGCCACAGUUGAAGACAGGGAGGAUCCUGCUCAGGUUCUGGACCCAGAUGAGUUUGUGGCCCCCGCCCCUCCCCCCUCCUACUUCUCCACUUUCUACUCCUACACACCUCGUCUGGCCCGCCGGAUGCUGGGGGACAGUGUGAUCCCUCUCCCUCAUAUCUACGGGGCUCGGAUCAAAGGGGUGGAGGUCUUCUGUCCGUUAGACCCCCCGCCUCCGUAUGAGGUCGUUGCUGGAGGCACCACCAGUGCAGUCACACAGGAGACACAGAUCGCUCUGACAGAGUUGAACCAGACUACCUCUCCACCAGCAGCCUCAGGUCCAGACAGGAGUCCCCAAAUGGUAUCUGCAUCAACAGGCAUCCUUCCCCAAGCCAAGUCCCAGCUCCAGCCCCAGUCCCAGCUCCAGUCCCAGUCCCAGCUCCAGCCCCAGCUCCAGCCCCAGUCCCAGCUCCAGCUCCAGUCCCAGUCCCAGCCCCAGCUCCAGUCCCAGUCCCAGCUCCAGCCCCAGCUCCAGCCCCAGCUCCAGCCUCAGCUCCAGCCUCCCCCUUCCCCUCCUGCCCCUCCCCCAUCCCCCUCUCCUCUUCAUCCUCCUCCUCAGCAGCAGCAGUCCUCUCCAGCACUGACUCCCCGGAGGAAAGCAAGGAUCCACCGUUCCAACAGCGACCCAGUGUUGAUGGACAUCGCUGCUAAAGUGUCUGCUGCAGCUCUGAGCACCAGCGAUGCUCCCCACGCUCCCUCUCCUCAGACCACAGAUUCCUCCACCCAGACCUCCCAGCCCACGCUGGUUGCCUGCACCCAGGGCCAGGUCACACUGCGACGGAGCAACAACGACAGCAGGGCGCCCCGCCGGCCGCGGCCUUCCUCCAUGGUGGACUACCAGAGCUACCGACACACACAGCAGCUAGUCAGGAAAAUCCUGGAGCAGCCGGCCGCCCAGGGCCUGGCCCCUGAAGUCCAGGAGCUGGUGGACAGCAUACGAAAUGUCCUCCAGUCAGAUCAGGAGCACAUGGAGGAGGCUGUACGCUGCGCUAGUUACAUAGAACAGGUGUUCACAGACUCAGAGGUGGGUCCCAGUCAGCCUAAACCCCCCGAGCAGCCAGCAGGUAGCUGCUCCCAGACUUUCCCUCGCCCCCCCAGGAGGAGACCCGGUCUGCUGCACCUGCAGAGCUGUGGGGAUCUCAGCUCCUUCACCUGUGCUGCACUCGAGUCCCCGGAACAUCGAGGAAGCAGGAGAAAAGUGGGGUCCGGUGCGAGCUCCAGAGGAGCUUCGAGGGCCGGGUCAAGGACAGGGUCCCGCCUGGACCAUCCUGAGCGCCCUCACAGUCUGAUCGGGGUCUUUAGAGAGACGGUGCUUUGAGGGAAAAACAAUUGUUUUAAAUGGCAACACAGCUGAAUGCUGCCUUGUGUGUUGCUAGACUUUGAGAGAAAACUGUUGUAAUUCAACCACUGGCCUGUGUGUGUGUGUGUGUGUGUGUGUGUGUGUGUGUGUGUGUGUGCGUGCGUGUGUGUGCGUAUGUGUGUGUGUGUGUGUGUGUAGCAUUCAAAGUUUUGUAUGCUUUGAGAUUGUAACAUUGUAACAUUUGUGCAUUUGUUCCGGUCAAAUGAAUACAGCUAUAAAUGACAGAAAUUCUUUAACAUGUAUCAUGGUGAUUGUGUUUGAUUUAAUGGUCAGAUGCAUUGGUUUGAAUGAUUUCAGAUAUUCAUA